This is a messenger RNA of Tetrapisispora phaffii CBS 4417, 5487 nucleotides long. RefSeq names its product bifunctional urea carboxylase/allophanate hydrolase (gene DUR12). Bases 1 to 5487 code for a protein of 1828 amino acids. The record is from RefSeq and is a predicted model, not a curated record. The transcript has a single exon. Gene Ontology annotation, cellular component: mitochondrion. Gene Ontology annotation, molecular function: methylcrotonoyl-CoA carboxylase activity; ATP binding; urea carboxylase activity. NCBI's taxonomy places the organism in Eukaryota, Fungi, Ascomycota, Saccharomycetes, Saccharomycetales, Saccharomycetaceae.
AUGACUAAAGAUAAAAUAGAUACAUUGGGUUGGACAAUUGAUGAAUGGAUUGACUUUCAUUUGAAUUCAACACCUGAAAAAUCAUUGGAGGUUCUACUUGAUCUUAUUGGAUCUCAAAGUAAACCUGACAAAGAUCCUGCUUGGAUUUCAUUAGUUUCAGAAGCUGAUUUAGAGAAACAAUGGUUAAUUCAAUCAACAAGAUCGAACAAAGAGAAUCUAUCCUUAUUUGGUGUGCCAAUUGCAGUAAAGGAUAAUAUUGAUGUCAAGUCAAUGAUGACAACUGCGGCUUGUCCCGCAUUUGCCUAUGAAGCUGAAAAAGAUGCUACCGUUAUAUCGUUGUUAAAAGAUGCUGGGUGUAUAAUUAUUGGAAAAACCAAUCUGGAUCAAUUCGCAACCGGUCUAGUUGGUGUAAGAUCUCCGUAUGGUAAGACUCCUUGCGUCUUCAACGACAACUAUGUUUCUGGAGGUUCUUCUGCCGGGUCUGCGUCGCUCGUUGCAAGAGGCCAUGUACCAAUUGCACUUGGAACAGAUACUGCUGGUUCUGGGAGGGUACCAGCUGCUUUGAAUAAUAUUAUUGGAUUAAAACCUACCAGAGGAGUGGUUUCAUGUGCUGGUGUUGUUCCUGCUUGUAAAUCGCUUGAUUGUGUUUCAAUUUUUGCUUUAAAUUUGAAAGAUGCUGAGAAGUGUCUAAAUGUACUAAUUAGGCAAGAUUUUGAGAAUUAUGAAUAUUCAAGAAAAUAUACCAGUACUCCAUUCUUAAAAUCUCCCAAGGGCAUUAAGAUUGGGAUUCCUGAAGAUAUAAAUUGGUAUAAUGAUAACUAUAAUUCUAAACUAUUCUCAAAUGCCACUGAAGCGUUGGAGAGUAUUAAUUGUACCAUGAAAAAGUUAAAUUUUAAGCCAUUUCUGGAGUUAGGUCAAUGCUUAUACCAAGGUCCUUGGGUUGCUGAAAGAUAUUUGGUGAUCGAAAAGCUACUAUCUAAUUCGUCUAAUAUUGAUUCAUUUGAUGAUACUGUGCUUUCUGUGAUCAAGAAAGCAGAGGACUUCAGUGCAGCUGAUUUUUUUAAAUAUGAUUAUUUGAGAAAAUCUUUAUUGGUAAAAAUUAAAAAAAUAUUCGAAGAUGUGGACAUUUUGUGUGUGCCAUCAUGCCUUCUUAACCCAACUUUUAAUGAAGUAAAAGCGGAACCUAUAUUGAUCAAUUCAAUACAAGGCACGUGGACAAAUUUUGUCAAUUUAGCUGACUUAGCUGCCUUGGCAGUGCCAGCUGGUUUUCGGCCAGAUAAUUUACCAAAUGGCAUAACUCUUAUUGGUAAGAAAUUUACGGAUUACAUGCUAUUAGAUCUUGCUAACAAGUAUCUGUCAGGCAUCAACAAGGUUCCGAUUUCCAAAUUUGGAAGAUUCAAUACUCCAUUAGCAAAUGGGGUAGGAGAAACGUUAACGGGUCCAUUGGUGUUCGAUGAUACUAUCACAGUUGCUGUGGUUGGUGCACAUUCGAAAGGCCAACAAUUGCAUUGGCAAUUAGAAAAAGUUAAUGCAAAGUUUGACAGGACAUGCAGGACUUCUAAAUGUUAUAAAUUAUACGUGUUACAAAAUAAAAUGCCUAUUUUAAAACUUGGACUAAGGAGAGUUGAAGAAAAUAUUGGGAAUAAUAUUAUUGUUGAACUAUACAAAAUUCCUAAUGCUAACCUUUCAUCAUUUAUGGAAAUGAUUCCACAUCCACUUGGUAUUGGCUCAAUAGAGUUGGAAGAUGGUAAUUGGGUAAAAUCAUUUAUAUGUGAAGAAAUUGGUUAUAACAAUGAGUCAUCAUUAAAUAUCACAUCAUAUGGUGGAUUCAAUGAUUACUUGAAGUCCAUAAAACAUGUUCCUAAGAUCCAUUUAUUCAAUACAAUAUUAGUAGCGAACAGAGGUGAGAUAGCUGUUAGAAUUAUAAAAACAUUGAAAAGAUUAAAUAUCAAAUCUGUUGCCAUAUUUUCAGCAUCUGAUAAGUAUGCUCAACAUGUAUCAGAUGCAGACAUUAGUGUAUCAUUGUUAGGAAGUUCGAGCUCCGAUACUUACCUAAAUAUAGAGCAAAUUAUAAAAAUCGCUAAAGCACACAAUGCCGAUGGUAUUAUUCCAGGAUAUGGGUUUCUAUCUGAAAAUUCAUCAUUUGCUCAGAGAUGUGAGAAAGAAAACAUUGUGUUCAUUGGUCCACACAGUGAAACUAUUAGAACUUUAGGAUUAAAGCAUUGUGCUAGAACAAUUGCUGAAAAUGCUAAUGUCCCUUUGAUACCAGGCUCUCCUUUACUUAAAACAGAAUUAGAAGCUAAAAAAUUUGCCAAAUGUAUUGGCUAUCCUAUUAUGAUUAAAUCUACUGCUGGUGGUGGGGGCAUAGGUUUACAAAAAGUUGAUUCUGAGGAUCAAAUCGAAAGUGUAUUUAAAACAAUCAAACAUCAAGCCACUUCUUACUUUGGAGAUGCUGGCGUGUUUUUGGAAAAAUAUAUAGAAAACUCUAGACAUAUUGAAAUACAAAUAGUAGGCGACGGUAAUGGCAAUGUGAUGGCGUUAGGUGAACGUGAUUGUUCACUACAAAGGAGAAACCAAAAGAUAAUAGAGGAAACUCCGGCCCCAAGAUUACCUCCAAAGACCAGAGAACAUAUGAUUGAGGUAUCAGAAAGGUUAGCAGCAUCAAUAAAGUAUAAAUCCGUAGGUACUAUUGAGUAUAUAUAUAAUGACGACACGGGUGACUUUUACUUUUUGGAGGUAAAUACUAGGUUGCAGGUUGAGCAUCCAAUAACAGAGGAGGUUACGGGCAUUGAUUUAAUUGAAUGGAUGGUAAAAAUUGCGGCUGGUAAACCACCUAACUUCGAUAAAUCAAAAAUAUACUUUAAUGGAGCUGCAAUUGAGGUACGUUUAUAUGCCGAAAAUCCAGCUAAUAAUUUUACACCUUCACCAGGGUUAAUAUCGGAUGUCGUUUUUCCAACUUCUGCUAGAGUUGAUACAUGGAUUAAAAAGGGUACUAUUAUAUCGGCUGACUUUGACCCAACUUUGGCAAAAAUUAUUGUACAUGGGAUUGAUCGAAAUGAUGCAAUUGCAAAGAUGAAUCACACAUUAUCAAAUAUUAAAAUUAGCGGAAUUACUACCAAUUUAGAAUAUUUGAGAUCAAUAAUAUCAUCAUCCAUGUUCAAAUGUGAAAACAUGACUACAAAUGUAUUGAACAGUUACAAUUUUACCUCCAACAGUAUUGUAGUAAUAAAACCUGGUCCACAUACUACAAUUCAAGAUUUUCCGGGAAGAAUAAAGUAUUGGAGAAUUGGUGUUCCUCGAUCUGGGCCUAUGGAUUCAUACUCAUUUCGACUUGCGAACAUACUAUUAGGCAAUGAAGCGGCUGCUUCAGUUCUAGAAGCAACAUUAACUGGUCCUACUUUAAAAUUUUUGACAUCAACAACCAUUGCAAUUACAGGUGGUAUCGCCUCUUGUUUUGUUAACAAAAAAAAAGUUAAACAAUAUGCUAGCAUACCUAUUUGUGUAGGAGAUUAUCUUGAAAUUGGGAAGUUAGCAACAGGUUGUAGAUUGUAUAUAGCUAUUAAAGGUGGUUUUGAUGUACCUUAUUAUCUGGGGUCUCAAUCUACAUUUACAUUAGGUGAAUUUGGCGGUUAUAACGGUAGAAUUUUGAAGGUUGGUGAUGCUUUACCGUUGACUGACUCUUCACAAGAGGCCGUUGAAUCAACAUUAUUGAAGGAAAAUUUUAUGAAUAUACCAGAAAACGGUAAAUGGGAUAUUUGUGUUACAUGUGGACCGUAUGGUUCCCCGGAUUACUUUACAGAGGAGUCAAUUGCGGAGUUUUUGAAUUCUGUUUGGACAGUUCAUUAUAAUUCCAAUAGAUUCGGUGUCAAAUUAGUUGGACCAAAACCUAAAUGGAGUAGAUCAAAUGGUGGCGAAGCUGGCUUACACCCAUCUAACAUACAUGAUUAUGUAUAUCCAAUAGGGGCGAUCAAUUUUACUGGGGAUGAACCAGUGAUUAUAACCUGCGAUGGUCCUUCCUUAGGAGGAUUUGUUUGUCCAGCGGUUGUUGUUGAAGCAGAAUUGUGGAAAGUCGGUCAAUUAAAGCCUGGAGAUACAGUUAAUUUUAUUCCUGUUAGUUACUAUAAAGCAAGAACAUUAAUGAAAGUUCUCAACAAUAAUCUCUAUAGUUUUGACAGACACGAUUAUGUAAAAAGGUAUCAAACAAAUGUUAAAGAGCUAGAGUUGCCAACUUUUGAGAAUCCUAUACUAAGUGUUUUGCAAAUAAAUAGUAACAUAAUUCCCUUUAUUACAUAUAGACAAGCCGGUGAUCGUUACAUUUUGAUUGAGUACGGUGAAAAUAAACUGGACUUAAAUUAUAACUAUAGAAUAUAUUGUUUGAUAAACAAAACUUUACAGUAUAAGGUAAGUGGUAUUAUUGAGAUGUCACAAGGUAUAAGAUCAAUUUUAGUGGAGUUUGAUUGUGAACUAAUCUCUCAAGAUAAAAUUGUGGCCAUGUUAAAAGCAUAUGAAUUAGAGAUACCCUUUGAGAAUAAUUGGACUGUACCAUCAAGGAAAUUUAGAUUACCGUUAGCGUUCGAAGAUUCAAAGACUCUGAACUGUGUUAAGAGAUAUCAAGAAACAAUCCGAUCUUCUGCCAGUUGGCUUCCAAACAAUGUAGAUUUCAUUGCACGAGUAAAUAAAAUUACCAGCUGUGAUGUAAAAGACAUGAUGUAUUCAACGUCGUUUAUGGUACUGGGUUUAGGCGAUGUUUAUUUAGGUUCACCUUGCGCCAUAGCCUUGGACCCACGUCACAGAUUAUUAGGUUCCAAAUACAAUCCAGCUAGAACUUUUACCGAGAGAGGUGCUGUCGGAUUGGGUGGAAUGUAUAUGUGUAUAUAUGCAGCCAAUAGCCCAGGUGGAUAUCAAUUGACUGGCAGAACGAUUCCAAUUUGGGAUACGUCACUACUAUCUAAACAACUAAAAAAACAUUGGAUGUUAUCCCCAUUUGAUCAAAUAGAAUUUUUCCACGUUUCAGAAGAAUUAUUAGAUUAUUAUGUUGAAAAUUUUGAUAAUGGGCACUAUGAAAUCGACAUAGAAGAGACUAGUUUUAGUCAUGAAACUUACUGCCAUUGGUUAAAUGUUAAUGAAAAUUCAAUUAACGAUCAUGCAGCAAAACAGCAAAAGGCAAUAAGUGGAUUAAUAUCUGAAAUGACUGCAACAGAAACCGAAGAAUUGAAGAAUGCCGAUUAUAAGAAACUUGCAAAUACUUCGAAUUAUAAUGAGACAACAGAAAUCUUAUGUUCUGAAUAUUGUGGGAGACUAUGGAAAGUUUUAGUUAACACUGGUGAUUAUGUUGAAAAAGGCGAUACAGUUGUAAUCAUCGAAUCUAUGAAAACCGAAUUGACAAUUGUGACACAGACAUCGGGCAAAAUUCUUGAAAUAAUGCCAAAUGUUGGUAAUCUGAUUAAUCCUGGAGAUCCAAUUGUGGCUAUUGAGCUAACACAUUGA